ACUGUGUAUAUAAUUGGUUGAAUUUUUGUUUUUAGACUUGAUAAAAUAAAAAAUAAAAUAUGUUACAUAUUUAUGGUGUCUGGCAUUAUGUUGGUUGGUUAUGAAAUAAGUGAUUCAGAUGAUGUUCAAGAUCAGGUUACUAAGCAACCACACUCAGAUAAACAGUCAGAUCAAAAGGGAUGCUCUACAUCGAAAGAAAAGAACAGUCAUUAUCAGAAAAAAUUCGAACACUUGAAAGAAAGAAGAUCACAACUAAAGAGGGAACAUUAUUCAGAACAACACAAAGCUAUCAACUCUUUUACAACUGAACCAAAAAAGGUAAAGAACCCACACGAUGGUUGUAGCAAGGGAAAGAAAAGGAAAACACUUAAUCAAUACGAUGGAGUGAACAUGUUUAUGUCGUCUGCAUUCAAGGUGGUUUCAGAUCAUGACCCAUUUUGUUUAAAAAAGAGCAAACUGGAGAAAGAGCUAGACGAAGCUAUCGAGACAGGAGAUUACGAGUUAUCCGAAAAACUUAGCGAUGAAAUUGUGAAACGAAAUUUCGCCACCCAAGUUAAAGGGGCUAUCGAAGCACGUAAAUAUUCAGAGCAUAAAAAACGAGUUCACGAAAAGAAGAAGAAAAGAAAGAAAUUAAAGUGGACAUUUGAUCAUAAACAAAGAUGGGAAACUAAGGGAAAUAUGUAAAAAAAGCAUGUUUUUUCAGAAUGCACGUGAAUAUAUCUC
Messenger RNA from Hydractinia symbiolongicarpus, 723 nucleotides. RefSeq names its product protein FAM204A-like. NCBI's taxonomy places the organism in Eukaryota, Metazoa, Cnidaria, Hydrozoa, Anthoathecata, Hydractiniidae. The coding region runs from base 73 to 684 and encodes 203 amino acids. The transcript has 5 exons. The record is from RefSeq and is a predicted model, not a curated record.